AUGUUGAAAUCAGAAGUAAUUCGUGUUUCUGGUCCAUCAACAUCAUCUCGUCGUCGUUCAUCAUCAGAUUCGCCUCGUUAUGAUAAAUCUUCAAAACGAGAUCGUCGAACUCCCACUCCAUCAUCAGAAUCAGAAAGCGAUGAUGAACAUGAAGACCGAAGAGAAAAAGGUGAUGCAGAAGAAGGUGAAGUACGAUCAAAACAAAUUCCUAAAUCAAAUCCAACAUCUACUGCACCACCACGUACUGGCGGUUUAUAUAUGCCACCAGCUAAACUUCGUCUCUUACAAGCAUCCUUAACUAAUAAACAAACACCUGAAUAUCAACGUAUAGCAUGGGAAGCUCUAAAGAAAACUAUAAAUGGUCGUGUUAACAAAGUUAAUAUAUCGAAUUUACCAUUAAUUAUUCGUGAAUUAUUCAAAGAUAAUAUUGUUCGUGGUCGUGGUUUACUAUCCCGUGGUAUUAUUCAAGCACAAACUGCCUCACCAUUUUAUACACAUGUCUAUGCUGCAUUGGUAUCUGUUAUCAAUACAAAAUUUCCACAAAUUGGUGAAUUAAUUGUUAAACGUCUUAUAUCAUCAUUUCGUCGAACAUAUCAACGAAAUGAUAAAAGUAAUUGUUUAGCAACAACAAGAUUUAUUGCACAUUUGGUCAAUCAAAAUGUUUUACAUGAAAUAGUUUCUUUACAAAUGCUUGUACUUUUACUUGAAAAUCCAUCGGAUGAUAGUGUUGAAUUAGCUAUUGGCUUUAUAAAAGAAUGUGGACAAAAAUUAUCUCAAGUUAGUCCACGAGGAUUAGAUUCAGUAUUUUCAACAUUAAGAAAUUUACUUCAUGAAUCAUCAUUAGAUAAACGUACACAAUAUAUGAUUGAAGUUUUAUUUGCUGUACGAAAAGAUCAAUUUAAAGCGAAUCCAGCUGUUCAACCUGGUUUAGAUUUAGUUGAUGAAAAUGAUCAAUAUACACAUAUGCUUACAUUAGAUGAUCCCUGUGAACCCGAACCAAUGCUUGAUGUAUUUAAAUAUGAUGAACAAUACGAAGAAAAUGAAGAAAAAUAUAAAGAAAUUCGAAAGACUAUUCUUGAUGAAAGCAGUGAUGAUGAAUCAAGUUCUGGUUCAUCAGAUAGUGAUGAUGAUGAAGAUGACAAAAAAGAUGAUGCUGAUGAAGAAGAACAAGCAGUUGAUCCAGCUGAAAAAGAAAAACAACAAACAAUUAUCGAUCAAACUGAAACAAAUUUAGUUACACUUCGUCGUACAAUCUAUUUAACAAUUCAAUCAAGUAUUGGUGCUGAAGAAUGUGCACAUAAAUUACUUAAAAUGAAUUUACGUCCUGGUCAAGAAAUGGAAUUGUGUCAAAUGAUUCUUGAUAGUUGUGCCCAACAACGUACAUAUGAACGUUUUUUUGGUUUACUUGCUCAACGAUUUUGUUUAUUAAAAAAAGAAUAUGUUGAAUGUUUUGAAAAAGUAUUUCAAGAUCAAUAUGAAAUUGUUCAUCGUCUUGAAAAUGUUAAAUUAAGAAAUGUCGCAAAAUUUUUUGCACAUUUACUUGUAACUGAUGCUAUUUCAUGGGGUGUUCUUCGUUGUAUAAGUUUAACAGAAGAAGAUACAACAUCGUCAUCACGUGUUUAUAUAAAAAAUUUAUUUUUAGAAUUAUGUGAAUUUCUUGGUUUAACUAAACUUAAUAAUCGAUUAACUGAUCCAACAUUAACAGAAUAUUUUGAAGGACUUUUUCCACGUGAUAAUCCAAAAAAUACUCGAUUUUCAAUCAAUUUUUUUACAUCAAUUGGUCUUGGUGGACUAACAGAUGAAUUACGAGAAUUUUUACGAGUAAAUCCAAUACCGGCUCCAGUUGCACCACCACCAGCAGCAAUAUCUAUUAAAAAAGAACAAAAUGAAGAUGCAGAUGAUUAUAAAGACAAAGAUCGUAUACAAACACGUCUUCGUGAACUUCAAAUGGAACAACAACAAACAAAGAAACAGAAGGAUACUAAAAACAAGAAAAAAACUAGAAAUCGUUCAUCUUCAUCAUCAUCGUCAACUUCAUCAGGCUCAUCAGCUUCGUCGUCAUCAUCGUCGACAUCAUCUUCAGGUUCUGCAUCACCUGCACCACCGCCACCUCCACCACCAGCGUCAUCUCGUACACGCCGUGAUGAACGUGAUCGACAUAAUGAAAACAGUAAAAAUGAUCGUCGACAACAAGAUCAACGACCUGCUUAUGAUGAUCGUCGUAAUGGAAAUCGAAAAGAUGAACGUCGUGAACGUGAUCGUCGAUCACCAAGUCCUUAUCGUCGAAGUGAACCUAAAAAAGAUGAACGUCGUCAACGAGAAAAACGAUCCCCAUCUCCUGAUCGACGUCCUCAUUCGAAUAAAUCAUCAAAACGUUAA
Adineta steineri is the source of this 2379-nucleotide messenger RNA. NCBI's taxonomy places the organism in Eukaryota, Metazoa, Rotifera, Eurotatoria, Adinetida, Adinetidae. The record is from the annotation of a GenBank genome assembly.